AAAGAGAAGUUUUUAGAAAGGUAGGGCAGCCCUGAAAUUUAAACUACAAUAAAAGUGAUUAAAAAGUUUAAACAGCCUCCUUAUCUCACAGCUCUUCAUCACUACCUUGUGAUAACAUCUACAUAAACCCGUGUUUUUGUUUGCGGCUUUUUUGCGAUAAUUAAUACAAACACAUAUGCGCACCGAGUGCUGAUUAACCUCUACGGCUUGGAGAGGGUCAGAUAAAAACGCAGUGCAAUUGGCACUUACACUCAUUCCCCAGCUGCAGCUACAUCCAAAAUGGUCAACGUCAAGGAGGACAUCUUUGCCACCGAAGCAGUGAAUCCGUUCACCAAGUCUAAGGAUACCAUCAAACGGUUCACCCUGGCAAAUGGAAAUGGGAUGUCCGUGCAGUUGAUUACUCGGGGAGCCACCAUUACUAGCAUAAAGACUCCCAAUGCCAGCGGCCAUAUAGAUGACGUGACUCUCGGAUUUGAUGAUCUGGCGGGCUAUCAAAGUGAUAGGAAUCCAUAUUUCGGAGCCACCAUUGGCCGAGUGUGCAACCGAAUUGCCAAUGGCAGCUUCCAGCUGGACGGAAAGUUAGUGGAGGUUUCCAAGAACCGAGAAAACAAGUUCCAGCUCCAUGGCGGCUUUGUGGGCUUCGAUAAGGCACACUGGGAAGUGGUUGCUGUGCGUCAGGAUGGAGUUACUCUCUCUCACACCAAUCCCGACGGUCAUGAGGGUUAUCCCGGCAAGGUAACAGCCACCGCCAGCUUUACCCUCAGCGAGGACAACUGUCUCCAUGUCCAGAUGACUGCAGUAACCGAUAAAACUACUCCUGUAAAUCUCACUAAUCACUCAUACUUUAACCUAGCUGGCCACAAAGCCGGAGCAAAUGGUCUCUACGAGCACAACAUUGAAAUUAAUGCUUAUGGCAUUACCGAAACGGAUCAGUCAUCUAUACCUAGUGGAAGAAUCACACCAGUCGACGGAACACCCUUUGAUCUUCGGGUGCCCAAGAAUCUUGGUGAACGUCUUAAGGAUAUACAACCAGCUCGGGGCUUCGAUGACAACUUCUGUGUGACCUUCAGCCCACCACAACCCCUGGCCAAAAUUGCCAGAGCCACCCAUCCGCCCAGUGGCCGAUGGCUGGAGGUAGUGAGCAAUCAACCCGGAGUGCAGUUCUACACCUCCAACUUCAUGCCGGACGUGGAGCGUGGUGAAGUGGCCAUUCCCGGCAAGGAUGGUGCUGCUUACGCCAAGCAUGGGGCUUUCUGCCUAGAGACACAGAAAUUCCCGGACUCCGUAAAUCACAGCAACUUCCCCUCGACCAUUUUGCGACCAGGGGAGAGUUACCACCACGAAGUCAUCUACAAGUUUGGUGUUUCUCGCUAAGGGGCAAACUCCUUAUCUAACCAAUAUAUACCAAUAAAUACUAUGUAUCCGACUAAUCAAAAAACACGUAAAUAUAACCAAUAAACCAAAGCACACAGAUUA
This is a messenger RNA of Drosophila eugracilis, 1476 nucleotides long. RefSeq names its product galactose mutarotase. Gene Ontology annotation, biological process: glucose metabolic process; beta-D-galactose catabolic process via UDP-galactose, Leloir pathway. Bases 280 to 1374 code for a protein of 364 amino acids. NCBI's taxonomy places the organism in Eukaryota, Metazoa, Arthropoda, Insecta, Diptera, Drosophilidae. The transcript has 2 exons. Gene Ontology annotation, molecular function: aldose 1-epimerase activity; carbohydrate binding. The record is from RefSeq and is a predicted model, not a curated record.